AUGGCACUACAAGGCCAGUCGACAUCGUUUGCGACAGCAGGCAGUCCGCCUCGCUUGAUUAAUGGUCAACCGGAAUCCCAUUUUCCACCACCCAUCUUCGGCCAUCCUCGGCCAAUGCUGCCUCCCUCACCUCAACAGUUCCCUCGAUACCAACCUCAACCUAUUCAUCAUACACAGAUGGCCCUGCCCGGUUCUCUCUACGACAUCAAAGCGCCGACACCUCAACAUGUGCCCCCACCUCCAAUCUCAAAUCCACAUAAAAGACCCGGAAGUAGCAUGUCGAUAUCAUCCAUGCUUGGAGGGGAACCCGAAAGAACGCACCAUGACCUGCAGUCAAUCCAAAACAACCACGGCCCACGAAAUGCCUCCGUCUCCCAACCAGGAAUCCCUGUUGGUAACAUGAUGUCCCCACCCCACCAACCUCUAAGAGUCGGCUUAAGUGAAUACCCAUACAAAAGAUCUCAGACACCUGACAGGAUUGACAGUGUCUUCCAAGGCAAUCGACAACGCAGUGCAAGCUCGGGCACAUCUAUGGCUCCAAACCGAGCCUUCUACGAACACGAUCGGUAUACGAAGCCGCCAGCUCCUACUUUUCACCCAGCACCACUCUUUUCUGGCAACGGACCUACAAGAGAAGAACAAGACGAAAGGAAUCGCUCUGCAAGUCUCAGUGCCAUACUUCAAAGACCGUCGAGUCAGCCUCAAUCAUUCAUUCCUGCGCUUCAGACUCCAAGAAAUUUUGACCCACUUCCACCACAAAGACACAACUGGUACGCCGACCCCCCACCAACCGUACACGAGAUGCCGCGCCACAACGGUUAUUCGGGGACCUACGACACGAAACCACCAGGCUUUCGUGACAUACCGAGGACGAUACCAGCUUCACAAUCAUCACCGUCCGCACCACCUCCGAACCCUGUAUCUCCCGAGCUCAGACGUAUAAGCAACGGAUCGUACAGCCGUGGCUUAGCAAACAUACUCAACGGACCCACCAGCCAGCCACCAGACAUGUCGGCAACGAACAUGAUGAGACAAGACUCUGCCCAGUCUCACAGCGAUCGGUCGAUUCAAGGAGAUAGACGCUUUCGUCACUUCUCACCCUUCGCCGGUCCUGCGGGCCCAUACAUGCAAGGCCUUCACGACGAGCCGGGUAGAAAAGGAAGUGAGGAGAUUUCACACAAGGCCAUAAUUGGACUGGGCCUGGAAAACAGGAGGAGCCGAUAUUCACCCGUACCUCAAGCCGUACAGGGCGCGCAAGCAUCAACACCCGUACCAGACGGCGGAAAUCCUAGAGAUCAGGGCAAGGUCUUUUCAGGCAUUGGCGGUGGUAUCGGCAGUUCAUCGACACCUGUACCCGUCUCGAGUAGUCCUUUCAAGAGUAACGACACUGCACUGCGUGCGACAGAAGUGCCCAAGACCGGUCGAGCAUCGUCGAAUACUGGGAAGCGUUCGAGAAAAACACAAGAUGAUGAGCUGCGUGCAGAUGGUGAUCAAGAAGGAAAGAGGUCAAGCAAAGCAACCAAGAGAGCACGGUACAAACAAGAGCUAGCUGAAGAGAUGGCUACACCUUCUCACCAACGGAAAGGCACUCCGGGUCUGAGUGCAGGUCGAGCGACCAACUCAGCUUCCAAUGCCGCAGUGGCAGCAUCAAUUACUCGUUACGAUGCUGCGCCAAUUUUCAAACCCAAAAAGACUGUCAAGGUGGCCACGCUUGCGUCUCAAAUACUCCGCAAGCCACGCAGACAUCUCGGUUCGUUCCAGUACAACCCCGAGAUUCUUGUCCCACACGAUCAGUCUGCAACGGAUACAGAGACCGAGAUCUGCAUCAAACCGAAAUUAUUACCGUCGUUUUCCGAAACGAACGACCUCAAUUGUACCUAUACAAUCCAUGUCUCCAAAACAUGGCUACAACAACGAGAACGAAGAAUCAUCUGUGCCUCUCGAAACCUCUGGGGUACAGGUCUCUACACAGACGACACCGACCCAGUCACGGCCGCCAUGCACAUGGGCUGGAUCAAACCCGCCUUCCACAAUGUCGACGAAACACUUCUCAAAAAGAUCGUACAUGACCAGAAUCCAAAAAUCGAAAUCAGUAAAGACUUGAAGCCACCUGCACAACCACUCGAGAUCCCCAAAGGUCGAGAUCUGAAAAUCACCUGCGUCGUGAUGCCACUCCUCGAUCACUACGAGGAAACCUCGCGCUUCGGCGUCCGCAGUCGCGCAUGGCCCGAAGGUCUAACUGAAACCACAGCACCCCACGACGGCGUCAGCUUCGCCAUCCUCAAAGUCGAAGUCGUGGAACUCGGCCCGGAAGAACGCCGCAUGGGCCGAACAGGUACAAGCAAACGAGCACGACUGAAAGAGCAGCUGCUCGCCAGAGAACGCGCCCGACAAUCAGAGAAAGAACGCGUCGCUCGCCUCACAAAGAAACUCCGCGACGAAGCUGAGAAGCGGAAACUCGAAGAGGUGGAGAAGAACAACAAUAACAAUAAAAACAAGAAGUCUCGUGCCGCGAGUGCGAAAGCGCCAAGCCCAUUAUCUAACGAGGUGCAUAUGGACGUCGAGCCUGCGCCUGCGCCCACGGAUCCCACCAUCACCACGACGCUACAGUCCGCUCCUCCUGCACUACCACCUGCUGUAGUGGCACUGAGUGAAGAGGAGUGGAUACGACAGUUGGCCACGGCUGCUGCGUAA
Lithohypha guttulata is the source of this 2694-nucleotide messenger RNA. RefSeq lists its product as uncharacterized. The transcript is spliced from 2 exons. Lineage: Eukaryota; Fungi; Ascomycota; Eurotiomycetes; Chaetothyriales; Trichomeriaceae. The coding region runs from base 1 to 2694 and encodes 897 amino acids. The record is from RefSeq and is a predicted model, not a curated record.